GGUCAAAUAGUCGGCAGUAUCAGUGUGUACUUAGCCUGUCGUGAUGAACAGAAGGUUAUAUUAUGCGCUUUGCAGUUAGUAAAUGGAUACUCUAGCACUAGGUGCAAUUCAUUUUGCUAUUAGUUUCCAGAAUCUGUAUUCAUGUGACUAAUUUUUUUUUCCGUUAAAACUUAGUGAGGUUUCCUCGGAAUAGUUAAGUCAGAAGUGUAUGUGAAUUAAGAAAAAGUCGGUCACAUCAAAUGCGGACUUUAAUUGGUGUUUAGUCUCAGCUCACACGUACCUCAGUCCAGUUAUUACAACUAUACUCAGAUAUGUCAAUGUCAAGGUGAAACUAAACUCUAAAAGUUUCACAACCUCAAUUUUGAAUAAUAAUACGGUGCUAGUCCUGUAAAAUCGAAAUGUGCAAUCCAGUCGAACCAUCUAGAAGUCUGGAUGUUCCAGGACAGGAGGUCAAGGAUCACUUUCAGUAUGCAAAUGCGAAAAAAUCGGCAUGGGCACAGAUUUUGGCGACAAUAAUGCAAAACUGGCUGCUUAUCGAAAUCGGGCUGGAAAUGGUCAUGCCUACGGUCAUUAUUGGCUCGCUUCACAACAACCCUGCGGAGCCUCUCAACAUGAACGAUGAUCAAGCGUCCUGGUUUGGGAGCAUUCCAGACUUCUGUCACCCUAUCGGUAGUCUGACGUCGGGGCUGCUGCAAGACAAAUUCGGUCGGAAAGGGGCCAUGAUGCUCAUCAACAUCCCCAUUUUCAUAGGAUGGAUGAUCCUGUACUUCGCCCAAUCCAUCCAUGCUCUCUACGCCGUUUCGGUCAUCAUGGGACUUUGCACGGGUCUGGCCGAGGCCCCCCUCCACGCCUACAUCGGCGAGAUUGGGGAGCCACGCAUGAGAGGGACGCUCUCCACAAUUUCAACAUCCUGCUGUACCAUAGGUGUUUGCGCCAUGUUCUUAUUUGGUUACCUUUUCGAUUGGCGAACGGUUGCUUUGGUUAGCAGUUCAUGCUCUAUCAUCACCUUCACAUUCAUGACUCAGCUGCCCGAAUCGCCAACGUGGCUGAUAGUUAGAGGUCGACUGGACGAAGCCAAAAAAUCCCUGUGCUGGUUGAGAGGUUGGGUUAGCUCGGCCGAAGUUGAACCUGAGUUCCAAUCUUUAGUCAACUACGCCGUGAAGUCUGCCGAUCUGAGCAGAGAGAACUCUGCAGAUUCGAGUUUACCGAUUAAAGAAGGCGAACCUGUAGCAGAGAGAGGUGGCUUCUUAAAACAACAACUGAAGGAGCUGACCAAUAAAAGGACGUUUCGUCCUCUUCGGCUGAUGUUUUUCGUGUUUAUUAUUACCAACAUUGCAUGUGUCUCAGGCAUUAUGCCUUAUUUUGUCAAUGAACUCAAAAUGCUGGAGUCCCCUAUUGAUCCAAAUCUUGCCUUGAUGAUGUGUUCAGGACUGUUCUUCGUGGGUGCAAUGGUAAAUGUGGUAUUCCUUCGGCGAUUUGGCAAGCGAAAGAUCGCCCUCUUCUCGCACAUCCUGACGGGCAUCUGUAUCCUUAGCGUCGGAAUGUAUGCCUCAUUCCUCCAAAGUUUGACACAAUACCCACUUCGCGUUUGGUUACCCCUUAUUCUUUGGUUCAUCAUGAACUUCCUCCAUGGCUUCAGCAUCAUCACCUUGCCGUGGCAGCUUGUUUGCGAGGUUUUCCCUCCUUUGGGCCGAGGUACAGCUACGGGCCUUGCAGCCGCUUGGACUCAUUUUUUUAUGUCCGUCUUGACCAAGACGUACCUGUACAUGGAGGCGUGGCUGGGAUUCAGUGGCGUGAUGUACCUUUACGGAGUAUGCACCAUGGCUGGAGUUAUCUAUCACUACUUUUACUUACCGGAGACGGAGGGGAAAACAUUGGAGCAGAUCGAGACGUAUUUCACCAAAAAUCACGACAAGAGGGAGAAAUUCUCCGUUGGGAAGUCGCAACGGCAGCGGGCUCAAAGUGAAAGUCCAUCUUAAUUCAAGGGGGAAAAUGAGGGAGUUUCCAAAUUUUGUCCGACCUCUCCUAUUGACUUGAUCCACUGUGUGGCAGACCGAUUGAGGCAGAACAACGGACGUUUAUACUUCUGGUUCGUUUUUCAUACUUCGAAUUUUGGAUUUUGCAGGAAUAUUCCGCCAUAUUGCACAAACCCACCUACAUCCCAGGAAUAAAUAAAAAACAGUACUCCUGUGAGAGUGCAUAAUGUGGGUUUUUUGUCAAUUAAAAACUGUGAUAUUUAUCGUUAAGUAUACUUAAGCUAGGUUGCUCUACAGUUGUUAUAUAUUUUAAUAAAGUAUUGGUCAUUUUUAUUAGAAAA
Molecule: messenger RNA, 2317 nt
Organism: Bemisia tabaci
Lineage: Eukaryota; Metazoa; Arthropoda; Insecta; Hemiptera; Aleyrodidae
Source: RefSeq, a predicted model, not a curated record